Molecule: messenger RNA, 2725 nt
Organism: Nilaparvata lugens (brown planthopper)
Lineage: Eukaryota; Metazoa; Arthropoda; Insecta; Hemiptera; Delphacidae
Product: lipase 1
Exons: 14
Coding region: 169-2343 (724 amino acids)
Biological process (GO): lipid metabolic process
Source: RefSeq, a predicted model, not a curated record
UUAAUAAUAAUUUAUUGACAAUGACAAGUAGUAGCAUAUUUAUCUUAUCAAUACAGAUUCCACUUAUACUUCUCAAACCAAGGUUGGCUUCAUUUUUCUUAAGUAUAUUCGAAAUAUCAAUCAAGAAAGUACCAUUACACAUGAAAUCACAGAUAUAAGACUGGUAGAAUGCAGUGUAUUCAUAGUUUUAGAAUUUUCUGUUAUUUUUUACUGUUUGUGCAUUUUAUUGUGUUAUCCAAUGCAGCUUCUAUUGAUAGAAGUAUUGGUAAUGAAAGUUUUGUAUUUGAAAGGGGAAUAGGGUUCCAAACCACGGACAAGCUCAUUCUCCAAGCUGGAUAUCAUGCUGAAACACACCAAGUCACAACGAAAGAUGGUUUUGUGAUAACAUUUUUCAGGAUUUUGAAAAAUGAAGAUGAAUUCAAUGAUAUCAGUUCUAGAGAGAAUGCAAAACACAGAAAGACUAUUGUUCUUCAACAUGGAAUGCUGUGCAGCUCUUCAGAUUGGGUAUUUGCUGGACCAAAACGUAGCCUAGGAUUCGUGUUAGCAGAUUUAGGGCAUGAUGUUUGGUUAACUAAUGUUCGUGGUAAUAUUUACGGCAGAAAUACUACAGAUGAAAAAGUUUCAUGGGAUUUCAGUUUUCAUGAAAUGGGAAAAUACGACCUACCUGCUCAGAUUGAUUAUAUUCUGGAUAAAACUCGAGCAGAGAAAUUAUAUUACAUUGGAUACAGUAUGGGAACAACCGCGUUUUAUACAAUGAUGUCGAUCAAACCAAAAUAUAAUUCGAAAUUUAAAGGUAUGAUAAGUCUGGCACCAAUAUCGUUCCUGAAUAAUGUCAAAGGAAUUAUGAUUCGUGUCAUAAAAUAUUUCAGCAGUUUCAUCACUUCUGUCCUGAAGCUAUUCAAUAUUCGUAUUGUUUUCAAGCAUCCAAUUACCUUUAAUAAUAACAACAUCUGUGAUUAUCCAAUUAUUGAAAAAAUCUGUGUAGCUUUCAUCAGUUCAAUUUGUGGAUUCGAUGGUGGACAGUAUGAUAAGGAGAUGGUUUCACGGUAUUUGGCCAUCACACCAGUCGGAACUUCCUGGAAAGUUGCUCAACAUUAUUUCCAACUUAUGGAAAGUGGAGCUUUUCGUCAAUUUGACUAUGGAUCACCCAAAAAUCAACGAUUAUAUGGACAAGAAGUGCCACCUGACUAUGAUCUAGAAAAAUUCAAGGUGACAGUAGCUUUGAUACAAGGAAAAAAUGACUAUCUCUCUGUAUUUGAGAAUGAAUUGAUAGCCGAAGCUGGAUAUAAUUUUGAAAUUCAUAAUGUCACAACAAACGACGGUUUUAUAAUAAAUAUUUUCCGAAUAUUACCAAAAAGCACAGAGGAUCGCAAAAAAGAAAGACCUGUUGUAAUUAUCCAACAUGGAAUCAUGUGCAGCUCAUCAGAUUGGGUUUAUCUCGGCAAGGAGCGUGGUCUUGGAUUUGCUCUUACAGAUUUAGGCUAUGACGUUUGGUUGUCGAAUUUUCGUGGUAACCUCUAUGGAAGGAGCACUGUUAACGCCUCUGUUUCAUUUGAUUAUAGCUUCCAUGAAGUAUCCCAGUACGAUCUGCCUGCUAUAAUUGACUUCAUACUGAAAAACACUGGUUCGAAUAAAUUGACCUACAUCGGUCAUAGUAUGGGUACCACUGCUUUCUACGUUCUGAUGGCCACAAAACCCGAGUAUAAUUCGAAAGUAACUGGAAUGAUAAGCCUGUCACCAGUGUCCUUCAUGAAGCAUGUCAGAGGAGUUACAAUCCGAGUCGUUAAAAUAUUGAGUAGUAUUAUAGCUAUGAUACUGAAACUGUACAGAGUGAAAAUUUUAUUGCCAGAGCCCACCUCCGUGUUUGGUCGUAACUUCUAUGAAAUUCCGAUAAUAGGAUGGAUUUCCUACUUCGUUUUGGGUACUUUAGGUGGACACAAUAAGGGACAGUAUGAUGCGGAUUCAGUUACCCGUUACUUUAAAAUAACUCCUACAGGAACCGCCUUCAAAGUCAUGCAGCAUUACUUUCAAUUCAUGGAUAGUGGCAGAUUCUGCCAGUAUGAUUAUGGCGAAUCGAGAAAUGAAGAGUUAUAUGGACAGGCUACUCCUCCUGACUAUAAUCUGAAAAAUGUGAAAGUUCCAAUUAUUUUGAUUCAGGGGAAAAAUGAUUAUCUAACUGCACAAGAGGACGUUGAUACUUUGGAGAAAAGUCUUGAAGGAACAUCAGUUUCAAGAAUCUACAUAGAAGAUCCUAAUUUCACUCAUUUGGACUUUUUGUGGUCAAAAGACAUCAAAGAGCUGCUUCAUACAAAGAUUAUCAGUGCAUUGAAGACAUUCAAAUGAAUUCUAACUAUUAAUAUUAUGUAGAUGUUCCAAAUUUUUCCAAGAUUUCAGAAAUUCUGUUGGCGUCUCCCAAUCAGCGUAGAAGGUAUAUAUAUGAUUUGUACCCACUCGUAUGUGAAUGAAAUAGAUUAAUCAAUGAAAUUAAUAAAAACAAUAUAUUGUUCUUAUUAAUUUUAAUGAAGAAGCCCAUACGAUUGAAGUGCUUUUAUUAAUCAAUAAAUAUACAAGUAAAUUGCUUUAAAAUUUCAAAAAUACUUCAAGAUAGACCUAUUCAAAUUUUCUUAAGUUUUGGGAGAAUUCAAAAUCACACUGUCUUACUCUCAUUUUUUCCACCCUAUUGAACUAUAAUUGAGAAAAUAUAAUAAACUCAUUGUAUAGCCUA